AUGAAUAGAUUUAUCCUUUUGAGUAUUAUCAUGCUCAUGCCUAUUUGUUUGACUUAAGAUAUAAGUGUAGAAAAACUCCUUGCUUAUAAUAGAUGGUCAAGCUAAAAUCAAAGAGUGUAUCUGAAUGAAGAUGAAAAACUAUUUAGACAAAUGGUUUUCUUUGAGAACUUGUAAAAGAUUAAGGAACAUAAUAGUAAUCCUAACAAUACCUAUUCUAUUGAUGUUAACUAAUUCUCAGAUAUGACUUAAGAAGAAUUUACUGAAAAAAUUCUUAUGAAAUAGGAUUUGGUUGACCAUCAAAUAAAAGAUAUUGGUUAAUAGGCUACCAAUAAUAAUGAUAAUAAGGAAAUGAAAGCAUCAAAUCUUGCUAUCGCUGCUUCUAUAGACUGGAGAACAAAAGGUGCUGUAACUACGGUUAAGAAUUAAGGUAGUUGUGGUUCAUGCUGGAGUUUCUCUGCAGCUGGCUUAAUGGAGUCAUUUAACUUCAUUUCAAACAAAGCUUUAGUUGAUUUUUCUGAGCAAUAACUCGUUGAUUGUGUCAUCCCUGCAAACGGUUACUCCUCUUAAGGAUGUAACGGAGGAUGGCCUGUUUAAUGUCUUGAUUAUGCCUCCAAAGUAGGUAUCACUACCCUAUAGAGCUAUCCAUAUGUUGCAAUUUAAAAGAAGUGUGCUGUGACUGGUACAAAUAACGGGUUUAAGCCUAAAAAGUGGAUUUAAAUUCCUAACACUUCGAACGAUUUAAAAAGUGCUUUGAAUUUCUCUCCUGUUUCUGUUCUUGUUGAUGCUUCUACUUGGGGCCAAUAUAAGUCUGGAAUUUACAAUGGAUGUAACUAAUCUAAUAUUAGAUUAAACCAUGCUGUAUUAGCUGUUGGCUAUGACUAACAAGGUAAUUGGAUCGUUAAAAAUUCUUGGAGCACUAGUUGGGGUGAAAAUGGCUAUAUUAGACUUGCUCCAAACAACACAUGCGGUAUAUUAAGCUAUAAUCUUUAAGUUACUGCAUGA
Tetrahymena thermophila SB210 is the source of this 1002-nucleotide messenger RNA. Its product is annotated as papain family cysteine protease. Gene Ontology annotation, cellular component: lysosome. Gene Ontology annotation, molecular function: cysteine-type endopeptidase activity. The transcript has a single exon. NCBI's taxonomy places the organism in Eukaryota, Ciliophora, Oligohymenophorea, Hymenostomatida, Tetrahymenidae. The record is from RefSeq and is a predicted model, not a curated record.